CGGUGUUUGGGUGGAGACGCAUCGCCGUUUCUAUACACACAACCAGCAACCAGGCGCCUCCUUCGGUUGGUUUAGUUGCGAAACACUGUCGUCGCGCCGCGUCCCUAUUAAAACAGCAUUCGCUUGUUGAACGUGAUCGCGGGUGGACGUGUUUUUUUUGUUGCAUUUAACAGUGUAACGAAAGAAACGAAAAAAAACUAGUAGGUCAACAAUCGCGCGGUCAGUUUGUUGUGACCAACCACGAGCGGGUACCAUAGUUACCCGGUAAGCAACACGGGAAAAAAACGUAAUUGUCAGUUUUUGUGCAGUUUCGUGGCGCAAAAAAAAAUCUCGUGUAAUUUAAAUUUCAAAGGUACUGGAGGAUUCUCAGAUUUGGAUUUUAAUUCGCGAGCAGGUGCUGAUUGUUCCGUCUGAGCAAACGAUGAUGGAUAGGGUGAAAUGAUAAUGAGUUUGGAAUCUUUUUUUCUGUUGCUCGCGGAAAGAUGAAUCGCCCAACAAGAAGAAUCCAUAGAAAAAUGAUAUGCUGGUGAGGUUGUGUAAACGGUGGAGGCAGCUCGAAUGUUUGAAGUGCAAUUUGGUUGAAUCACGGAAGAAGAAAAAAACGGGAAGCCUGCUACAGAAGGUGGAGUGAGAAUUUUUCUGCGACUAGAUUGUUACACAGAAGAAGACAUACGCUGCUGUGAAGAAGAAUUGCGAAAAGUGAUGAAAACGUUCCUCCGGGGAAACGUGUCGGAUCGAUUGUAUGGAUCCUGUGUAAUCAUUCUCAGGUACGAGCAGGUGAUUGCUUGUUCGAGUUUGGCUCAUCCGAGUUUAAAGUGUUUGAACGGCUAAGCGGAAACGGUGCAGUAAUUGAAAUCCUACAGGAGAACAUCCCCCCCCCCCCCCCGAUAGUAAAUCCAGUCAGGCGACACACUACUUACCAUUUCCGGAUGGGUGAUUUUAGCAACGCAAUCGGUGCGUGCUGAUGACAGCAGUGGUAGUGCCCAGUGAGUGAGUGAGUGAAGUGCCGUGCAAUCAAAACUGUACACUCGAAAAGGUACCGGGCGGCUUAACGGGCUGCUGCUGAGGACAACGGACAACGAACAAACAAUUCGAGACGCCUGGUCGGUCGAUCCGGUAUCAUCGGUUCCCAGUUGGAGAAAAACCACUCCCGGAACGGAACACAGAGAUUGGUGACCGGGAGAGAUGGGUGUAACCUCAUCGUCGCGUCAGGAUGCAAGCCUGCUCUCGGACGAGGAUGUGAACUUCGACCACUUCCAGAUUCUGCGGAACAUCGGCAAGGGCAGCUUCGGAAAGGUUUGCAUCGUCCAGAAGCGAGACAGCGGAAGCCUGUUUGCCAUGAAGUACGUCAGCCGCAAUGCCUGCAUCGGACGAGGAGCGCUGGGCGGUGUACUGAAGGAGGUCGAACUGCUGGCAACACUGGAGCACCCGUUUCUAGUCAAUUUGUGGUUUUCUUUCCAAGAUGAAGAGGACCUGUUUAUGGUGUGCGAUCUGCUGGCCGGUGGAGAUUUACGGUAUCAUCUAAACCACCAGGUGGAAUUCUCGGAAGCCAGUGUUGCCUUAUUAGUCUGCGAGAUCGGUUCCGUGCUGGACUAUUUGCAGAAACAGCGGGUCGUGCACAGGGAUAUCAAACCGGACAACAUAUUGCUGGAUGAGGAAGGACACGCACAUCUCACCGAUUUCAAUAUCGCCACCCGGCUGCCGCCGGACGGGCUGGCCUGCAGUAUGUCCGGGACCAAGCCGUACAUGGCGCCGGAGGUUUUCAUGUGUGCCUUAGAGGAGAUCGCCGGCUACAGCUACCCGGUGGACUGGUGGUCCCUGGGAAUCGUCGCGUACGAGAUGCGCUCCGGAAGCCGCCCAUUCGUGGUGCAUUCCUCAACACCGCUGGUCGAGGUCAAGAACAUCCUCAGCACCCAACCGCACUUUCCGCGCCACUGGAGCGACAACUUUAUCGAUCUGCUCGGCAAGCUUCUCAGCGUCCAACCGGGCCCCCGAAUCAGCAGCCAGCGAGAGCUGCAGCAAACGAAACUGCUGCGCGGAACCAGUUUCGAACGGAUCCUGUCCAAGCAGAGCAACCCCCCGUUCAAACCCUCCAAAGAUCACCUGAACUGCGAUCCGAGCCUCGAGCUGGAGGAAAUGAUCAUCGAAGCGAAACCACUGCACAAAAAGAAGAAACGCCUGGCCAAGCAGCGAUCCAUCAAUCGGGACAAUCCCGGAAAUCACGGCCAGCAGCAGCAACAACAGCAGGAUCAGCUAAGCGAGUUGGAUAGUGCCCUGUUGAAGCAGUUCCUCGUAUACAACCGGUUCAAGGAACAGAAGCGAAAAGUGAUGGAACAGAAGGAAACCGACUGGCAGCAGGAACUGGAUCAUGCGAUGGCUAGUUCCGAGGUGGAAGCCAGCGUCGGCGGUGAGGUAUCGAAUGGAGGAUCGAACCGGUUGGCUACUAUUCUGGAGGGCGGUGGAGGAGAUUCAGCGGUGGUUGAUGGUGGUGGUGGUGAUGAAGGGGAAGGAGGCGGUACGGCAACUGUAGCCGGCGAGGGUACUGGCAGGAGCCGGGCUAGGCGAUCGGUGCAGACGCAGCAGUCGGACAGUUUGGAUUAUAUCGAUCGAACGCCUUCGCCGAAGCCUAGUAUUUAGUAAAGGGAGGUGGUGUCACAGUGGUUAUAGUUUUUUAGGGGAAAGUAGAAUGCGUGGUAAGGAAACGAUUAUGCGAAUUGGAGUAAAUGGUGACAUUCGGAAAUCUGGACGACUUAUGUCAAAAUUCUGACUCAAGUGCAAAAAAAGCGAUUAGAACUCAAUCGGUUUCGGAAUCGGUUGUAAAAUUUGAACUACAAUUCAUACGCAGAAUCUCAGUUAAACUCAUUCCGGAACCGGUUUCCAUUUCUGAAUGGAGUCAGUAUCCCGGUCAAACUAUUCGGAAUUCGAUUAGGAAUCCUGAAUGGAGUCAGUAUGGAUUCCAAUUCAAAUGCAACAACCGAUUCUGAAACCGAUUGAGUCGGAAUCGGUUGUUGUAUUUGAUGUGGAAUCCAUACUGACUCCAUUCAGAAAUCCGAACCGGUUCCGGAAUGCGUUUAAAUGGGAUGGUUUCCGCCUCAAAUGCAACAACCGAUUCCGACUCAAUCGGUUUCAGAAUCGGUUGUUGCAUGUGAGCUGGAAUCAAUACAGGUUACAUUCAGGAUUCCGAAUCAAAUUCCGAAUGGUUUGACCGGGAAUCAGCCACAAUUCCCACUCGGAAUCGUUUGCGUCACUUAAGCCGAAAUUUUGACCAAAGCUAGGCAAUAUUCUGAUUGGAUUAGCUGGGCCCCAGUUAAACCCAUUCCGGAACCGGUUCAGGUUUAACUGGGUGAAUUUGAUGAGGAAUGUCAAGUGAAAUUUUCUUCCGUAGCUUCAUUAUUUUCAGUAUCGUUUAGAUUAAUGUUGUGCUGAAAUUUAACCCACAACAACCCGGUCAAACCAUUCGGAAUUUGAUUCGGAAUCCUAAAUGGAGUCAGUAUGGAUUCCAAAUCAAAUGCAACAACCGAUUCUGAGUCGGAAUCGGUUGUUGCAUUUGAUUUGGAAUCCAUAAUGACUCCAUUCAGAAAUCCGAACCGGUUCCGAAAUGAGUUUAACUGGGAAGUUGUUUAUGAAUGCAGAUGAUGAGAAAGAAUGACAUUGAUUAAAAAAAAGUUGAAUUGGAACGGUUUCAUAAAUGCUACAUCCAAUUGUUUUGAUCUUGUUCUGUUAGAGAAAAUCUGUUUGAACUAGAGUAUUCAGUGAAAAGUGUGGAAGUGGCACGGGAAGUUAGAAAAACAGAAGGAAAAACACGCAUAACUGAGACUGAGUAUAUUAUUAGGUUGAAAACGAAGUUAAUCAAAAAAAGCUACUAAACAAAAAACUCAUUCUAAUCGAAACAAAAUUAGGCAAUCAUUGUAACAAUUCCAAUCUUAGCAAAUGGUAGAAAAUCUUAGAAAAUCGACAGCUGCGGUAACAAACAGUCAAGUUAUAUGUACGUAACCUAACCCGUAAGAAUUUUCAAUUGUAUCCUGCUGCCGACAGACACUGUAUACACAAACUAGCGAAGUGUCAAAAAAUGCAGCCAAACGGACUGUCAAAAACUGCAGCCAAACGAGCAUGGUGAUAUUGUGAAGGGCAGUAAAGACGGAAGCUCAAGUAAAGCUUCCCGGUCGAACCAUUCGGAAUUUGAUUCGGAUUCCUGAAUGGAGUCAGUAUGGAUUCCAAAUCAAAUGCAACAACCGAUUCUGAGUCGGAAUCGGUUGUUGCAUUUGAUUUGGAAUCCAUAAUGCCUCCAUUCAGAAAUCCGAACCGGUUCCGGA
Topomyia yanbarensis is the source of this 4313-nucleotide messenger RNA. Its product is annotated as serine/threonine-protein kinase 32A. The coding region runs from base 1186 to 2637 and encodes 483 amino acids. The transcript is spliced from 10 exons. Lineage: Eukaryota; Metazoa; Arthropoda; Insecta; Diptera; Culicidae. Gene Ontology annotation, biological process: regulation of signal transduction; G protein-coupled receptor signaling pathway; protein phosphorylation. The record is from RefSeq and is a predicted model, not a curated record. Gene Ontology annotation, molecular function: G protein-coupled receptor binding; G protein-coupled receptor kinase activity; ATP binding.